AUGAAUAAACCAAUAUUCUUAAAGAACCAUCUGUAUGGAAAGACUAAUAAAACAGACCUCUGGAAGAAACAUCUCAGCAACAACGACGAAAGGCACGACGUUCGCUCCCGAGGUGACGGUCGCGCAGUAGAGGAAGAUGAGUGCUGCGGCGAGCCAGGAGGGAGCCCAGAGGAGUUGGAGAUGAGAACCGAGCAGGAUACAGAACACACACGGGAACAACGACGAAUAGAUGAUGACGGGCUGCAAGGAUAUAAGGAAAGAUACAUUGUAGAAGAGUGA
Messenger RNA from Danaus chrysippus (African queen), 279 nucleotides. The record is from the annotation of a GenBank genome assembly. NCBI's taxonomy places the organism in Eukaryota, Metazoa, Arthropoda, Insecta, Lepidoptera, Nymphalidae.